AUGGGCAUUAUUGUCCCCGCCUUCUGUUUAGUUUACUGCCAUCAGAAUAGGAGGAAAUAUGAACAACGAGACUCCUUCCCUCUUGGCAUUCCCGAUCUCUCUUUUGCAUUAGUAACUCGGUGUGCCAUCAAAAUGGAUUUGAAGAACGCCUACGACUCAGUGCAUUGGGAUUUCAUUGGCGCGUGCGUGUAG
Messenger RNA from Prunus armeniaca (apricot), 192 nucleotides. The record is from the annotation of a GenBank genome assembly. NCBI's taxonomy places the organism in Eukaryota, Viridiplantae, Streptophyta, Magnoliopsida, Rosales, Rosaceae.